Molecule: messenger RNA, 1179 nt
Organism: Cannabis sativa
Lineage: Eukaryota; Viridiplantae; Streptophyta; Magnoliopsida; Rosales; Cannabaceae
Product: probable complex I intermediate-associated protein 30
Exons: 9
Coding region: 251-928 (225 amino acids)
Biological process (GO): mitochondrial electron transport, NADH to ubiquinone; mitochondrial respiratory chain complex I assembly
Cellular component (GO): mitochondrion
Source: RefSeq, a predicted model, not a curated record
CAUCGGGCCAUGACCGAACGUCGUCGUUUGACAGUUGGCCGAAACAAAGUAUCAACUAUCAAGCGCUGUUCUUGUUCUUCCUCAUCUUUGUCUGUACGUGAUUCAUAACGUUAAACGGCCAGAACCAGAAUCAGUGCAGUCCUCUACUAUACUAUGAUGCUCAGAAUUUGAAGACAAAACCCACCUUGCUGUUUUUUUUUCUCAGCAUUGCCUACUAGCCAUUUGCGGAAAUUACUGGUGUAGUAGUGAAAUGUCAAGGUUCCGAGCCAUGUGGCAAGCAUCCCUGAAUGCGACGAAGAAAGCUCUCACGUGGAGUGCUGAAGAUCUGAUGCCUCCCACUGAAAGACAUAUUUUCACCUUCAAUUCAAAAGAAGAGGUUAAAAAGUGGCACUUAUAUUCAGAUUCUGAAUAUGGAGGGUUGUCCUCGGCGUCUUUGGAGAUCAUGGAUGCUGGAAAGGGACUAAAAGGAGUUUUCUCUGGCAAUCUCUCACUUGAUGUCAUUCCAGGCUCAAAAUGGAAUAUCAGUCGAAGUGGUUUCUGUGGAAUGAGGUCAAGGAAGUUUAAUGGCUUCAUCGAUUUGGAGCCGUUUGACACAGUAGCAAUGAAGAUAAAAGGAGAUGGAAGAUGUUACAUAUCCACCAUCUAUACGGAAAAUUGGGUGAAUUCACCUGGACAAGAGGAGGAUAAUUCAUGGCAAGCCUUUGUUUUUGUACCCAAAGAUAACUGGUACAUUGCAAAGAUUCCACUGGUUCAAUAUCUACCAACUUGGAGAGGAAGUGUUAUAGAUGCAGAGAUGGAAAUGAAUCCAUCUCGGGUAGUUGGAAUGUCUCUAUCCGUGAAUGCAGAGGGUGGAAUGCCUGGUGCCAGAACUGGGCCAGGUGAUUUCAAAAUUGAGAUAGAUUGGAUCAAGGGCUUAAGAACACAGUGAUUAGUGAAGUGAAAAAAUGUAGCUGUAUCAAAGCUUUUAAUUUGUUUUACAUGAAUAAAUCUUAUCCGAUCUCUCUGUACAGUACCAAAUGAUGUUGUAAACUACAAACCAUCAACUUGCACUGGUUGGAAUUCACUAGGCUGAUUCCAACCCAUCUAAGUUUUUGUGGGGUUUAGAAUUUUCCUUUUAGACCAUAAAAGUUGGCAAGAUUUUGAGAGAAUAUAUCUUUUGGAUAUGUGGUUGAUGUGUUC